GCACCUUCUUCAUUCCAUAUUCAUUUUCUAUUUACAUACCCUAUUCAUAGAUGUAUUCUACAUAGCUACAUCAAUGAUCUCAAUUUAUAACGUUGUCUUUUCACAAUCCAUAAUCCACCCCCCUACUCUCAUUAUUUCCGCAAAACCAUACCAAAUAAAACGAGAGAACAUUGAAGUCAAGUAAAAGUUUCAACAAACCAAAAAAAAAAAAAAAAAAGAAAAAGAAAAAAAAAAGAAUAUAAUAAAAAUGGACUUUCCCGAACACCAGGUCCCUCACAUUAUACGUGCCUUGACCCAAUUCUCGCGCGACUCGCAACAAGAAGCACUGGAGGACUAUUUCUUGCCCAAUGCCUAUUUUAUCCACCCUUUCUGCCGCGUGCCCUCUUUCAGCGAUAUCAGAAUCCCCUUUACCAACCGAAUCAUUAAUUCUCGCUGUUUCCUCGCCUUCAUCUACCAAUGGUAUCGCAUCCUAAGCCCUGAGAUCAAGCUUGAGAUCGACUCGACCAGCUUCGAUAAGCACGCUAACCUCCUAUACGUCUCGCUCCGCCAGACCUUUACCCUGUGGUUUGUGCCGCUGUCCCUCUGGCAAGCUAACGUAAAGCUCGUCACUGUGCUACAUCUGGAGCGUGUGCCCGUCGAUAGUCGGAACAAACCACUUCUCAACGACAAGGGCGAGGUGCCAAAAACUUCAGACAAUGACAUACUCAAUGACCAAGAAGAAGAAGAAUUAAUCCUCUCAGAGCAGCCGCCUAAGCUGUACUUCAUUAAGGGCCAAGAGGACCACUACCAUGUCGAGGAUUUCCUCAAGUUCAUCGCGCCCUGGGGUGCUUCGCUGCUGUGGGCCAUGUGGCAACUGCUCGCGACCAUCGUCUGCGCCAUCGGCGUCGUGCUAUUGCGUAGGCCCAUCAUUUUUCUGCAGGAGCGCGUAUUGGGGUUGGAUAGUUUGGCCAUCCGGAAGAAGCCGUAGAAUGGUGCUUCGAAAGGCUGGCAGAAUUCAACCCCGGAGAAUAUUGGGUUGGCGAUAAUACGUACUAUAGAAGACUGCGCGCUA
Hypoxylon fragiforme is the source of this 1051-nucleotide messenger RNA. RefSeq lists its product as uncharacterized. NCBI's taxonomy places the organism in Eukaryota, Fungi, Ascomycota, Sordariomycetes, Xylariales, Hypoxylaceae. The coding region runs from base 248 to 967 and encodes 239 amino acids. The transcript is spliced from 2 exons. The record is from RefSeq and is a predicted model, not a curated record.